Molecule: messenger RNA, 1644 nt
Organism: Paramuricea clavata
Lineage: Eukaryota; Metazoa; Cnidaria; Anthozoa; Malacalcyonacea; Plexauridae
Source: the annotation of a GenBank genome assembly
AUGGAGUACAGGAGAAACUGGGCUGCAGCAAAUAGGACUUUAAGAAAUGCUAAUGUUACCAUGCCCCUUAAUCAUGAGGAUGAUGACCUCUUUGAACUUUCUCCUCACACUUCACCAUUGAGAAAUAGUGAUAAUGAAUCUGACCUUGAACAAGAUGAACCUAGUCCAAAAUGUGCCCGUACCAGCCCUCAACCAUCUUUACCUUUGCAUGAUGAUGUCGAUUCUGAUGUUAUUGAAAGAAAUGAUGGUAGUUCUUCUAAUUCUGAAGAUGUCAACGUAAACGAUGAUUCUCUUUGUGAAGGGUAGGUGAACUGGACCAAUAAGUUUUUGAUCAAGCAAAAUGCCCUUGAUAGUUUGCUUGUCUUACUAAGAACUAAUGGUCAUCCAGAUUUGCCAGCUUGUGCGCGUACAUUGUUGCACACCUCAAGAAGCAUUUCCAUUCAGAAAAAGUCAGGAAUGGAGUAUGUUUAUUUUCCACUUGCUGCCCAGUUGCUACACCAUUUUAAGAGAUACCCAGCAGAAACUGUUCGUGGAAUGGAUACUCUCGAAAUCUCUUUAAAUGUAGAUGGCCUUCCCUUGUUUAAAAGUUCAAGCACAAAUUUAUGGCCAGUGUUAUGUGCGAUAGUUAAUGUCAAACCUAUCAUAGUUUUUCCUGUUGUUUUGACGUGUGGUUCCUCCAAACCUAAGGAUUUAGAGUUUUUAGAAGAACUCAUCAAUGAUUUGGAUAAUAUUCUAAAAGAUGGAGUGCAAGAUGGGGAUAGGGUACUUUCUGUUUCUCUCAGGUGUGUUGUUUGUGAUGCACCAGCUAGAGCUCUCGUAAAAGGCACAAAGUUGUGCUCUGGCUAUUUUGGUUGUGACAAGUGUGCACAGAAGGGCUUGUGGGUUGGCCGAGUUACAUAUCCCCAGAUUAAAAAUGUUGAAUUAAGAACUGAUGCUUCCUUCAGACAACAAGUCAACGAAGAACAUCAUCAUUGUGUUAGUCCUUUUUGUAAUUUGCCAGUUGAUGUGGUAAAGAAAUUUCCUAUUGACUACAUGCACCAGUUGUGUUUGGGAGUUAUGCGGAAAUUGAUUUUAGCCUGGAUGAGGGGAAAACGUGACGUCAGAAUGUCGGCUGGUCAUGUGGAAGCUGUCAGCAAAAAAUUGGUAGAGCUGAAGCCUUUUGUACCCACUGUAUUUGCACGAAAGCCAAGAGGUUUAGCAGAAAGUGACAGGUGGAAGGCAACAGAGUUCAGGUAGUUUCUUUUGUAUACAGGUAAACUUGCCUUGAGUGGUAUACUAAGACCAGAUCUAUAAGAACACUUUUUGGUUUUAAGUGUUGCUAGCUCAAUUUUGGUGUCCCCUGCUUUAGCUCAGUCUCAUAAAGAUUAUGCUAAGCAGUUGAUGGAAUACUUUGUUGAGCAGGGCAAGCUUUUGUAUGGUGAUGAGUUCUUGGUGUACAAUGUACAUAGCAUGAUUCAUCUCGCUGACGUGGUUGGGGAGUUUGGUAGCUUGGAUGCAUGCAGUUCUUUCCCAUUUGAAAACUACAUGCAAAAGUUAAAAAGGCUUGUUCGCUCAGGAAGGAACCCAAUCGCUCAAAUUGCCAAACGUAUGAGCGAAUAUUCUGGUACUGUUGAAGACACCAGACAAUGCUUUCCAGUUGGAUGA